AAUCUGGAACAAUUAAAGCAGCCACUGGCAAGAAACUGCGGUUGGGUGAAUCAGACUGUGGCGAGGAUUUACCUAGUCCACUAAAAAGGAAUCCAUGCGAUCCACCCAAGGGCCCCUGUCAACCUAGUGAGCCACCGGGCUAUCCCUCGAAACCGAAACCCAAAAGAAAGCCAUUUUGUGUAAAAUGCCCACCCAAGAAACCGUGCAAGAAUGACAAAUGCUGAAUCGCGUCAAUAAGAGACAGAGGGUACGUGGAGGCAUUAGCGGUUACCGUAAAUGUUAUCUACUGAAAACUGAGAAUUUUACUAUUAUUAUUCCUAGAAAAAUAAUAAAAAUAUAUAUCUCUCAUUCUUUAUUUCUUUUUCUGAACUCUGUAGGCUGUUAAGAAGCUAAAAUUGAAACAAGUAGAAGCAUUCUUGAAACGCCUAUUGAGACCUUCUAUUGGAGUGCUGGAGAAAUAUUUUAGUUUGAAAACUGGAUGCAAUUUGAAGCUGCAGCCUGUCUUGGGAACAGAAAAAUUAAGCUCUAAUCGAUGGAACAGUGAAUUGUCGAUGAAGAUACCUAAUUCAAGAUUGAUUUGUAUAAGAGGUUUUAGUUCUUGCAUGAACAGGUCCAAAAAUAUCUUUAUAGUGCAUAAAACAUUAGAUAAAAUUUGCGAGGAAUCAAAAAGACAUUUUUCAAAGCAUUUAGUCAUGACAGAAUGUAAGCAGCUCUUUUUAAGGAAAUCACCAGCAGCAAGACCACUUUGUUAUUCAAUGAUAGCAUCCUCAUCUUCUUGUCUACCAUCUUUCAAAUCGUGUCCGCCAACAACAUGUAUUUUACUGUCCGUACCUUGUCAUCAUGAAUCAAUCAAUUUAAAAUGUCAGAACAUGUUGAAUUCUCCAUGUUCUCCGCCCUAUCUCGUUGUACAUCCGAAACCCAUCAAGAAAUCGCAAUCUCUGAAAAUUUACAACAAGUGUCUAUUAUCGCUAAAAAACUUGAAGUUACCAUCGCCUUCGUCAUUCAAAUAUUCAAAGCUUAACUCUUUGGAAUUACGAAAGAACAAAGAGAUAUUAACUCAUCACAGUCCUUCUUCUCUGAUUUCUUUGCAUAGAGUUCAUAGACGAGGAUUUCAUAUUAUUUCAUUCUGUCUUGCCGAUUCAAAUUCUGACAAAUCUUUUGGUUGCAAAAAGAUAGAUGAAAUUUGUCAAUCAACCGAAGUGAAGAAAACCGAUCAGAGCGCCCAAUCUUGCAAUGAAAAGAGUGACGGUUGCUAUCAAAAGAAAGUCAAGUGCGACAAACGCCAACAAACGCCAAAGGAAAAUAAAGCAAUAGCUAAACCAAAACCGGAGACAGAGCAAAAGAUUGUAGAUCCUGUAUGUAAAAAAGAUUGCCUUGCGAGAGGCAAAUGCGAAUGGCCUCAUACCGUCCCACCACCAAAGAUGGAGUAUGUCAAGGUAACGUGUCCGCCACCGAAGUUUACGAGACCUAAUCCGUGUCCGUCAACAUCGGAACACUUCAAAAAGGAUGAUGCAUCUCAUCCAGAGAUUAAGAAGACCAACUUCCAGAAGAAACAGGUUUGCUCUCCACCACCAUUGCCAAAACCGCCGUAUGAACCCAUAAUUCUUUGUCCUUGUCCACCGCCACGUAAAGUGCAUCCUGGCGCGUGUCCAUGUUAUGAGAUGAAAGUAGUUCCUAAACCAACCCUGAUGCAACCAUGUCCGUUGAAGAAGCAAUAUCCGUGUCCAGAGGACAUACAUUAUUGUCUUCUGGAGAAGAAUCCUUGCAAUUUAUUUAAGGACAGUGACUGCGAGCUAAAGAAAAAGAAAAAGACAAAGACAACGAAAACGCCGGCAUUAUAAUAUUGAGCAAAUAACAUGUAAACACAAGUAACACAAUAUUAGUCAUUAUUCUCUCUCUCUCACACACACUUUUUUCUUUAUUUACCCCUUUUCUCUUUCUUUUCCUCUCUUUAAUACAU
Molecule: messenger RNA, 1960 nt
Organism: Formica exsecta
Lineage: Eukaryota; Metazoa; Arthropoda; Insecta; Hymenoptera; Formicidae
Exons: 2
Coding region: 552-1841 (429 amino acids)
Source: RefSeq, a predicted model, not a curated record